GGCUGUCCUCACCCCAGCAUUUUGAGUGUCCCUCGUCCCUGUGUCACUGUCACUCCCCUCACCAGGAUGAUUGACUGGGUGUCCUGGCCCCUGGGGAAGAACAUUGACAAGUGGAUCAUUGCACUGCUGAAGGGCCUGGCUGCUGUUAAGAAGUUCAGCAUCUUGAUCGAGGUUUCGCUCACCAAAAUUGAGAAGGUUUUCUCUAAGCUGCUGUACCCCAUUGUCCGGGGAGCUGCCCUGUCUGUGCUCAAGUACAUGCUCCUGACCUUCCAGCACUCCCACGAAGCCUUCCACCUGCUGCUCCCUCACAUCCCCCGCAUGGUGGCCUCUCUGGUCAAGGAGGACUCGAACUCGGGGACCAGCUGCCUGGAGCAGCUGUCAGAGCUGGUCCACUGCAUGGUGUUCCGGUUCCCGGGCUUCCCGGAUCUGUAUGAGCCUGUCAUGGAGGCCAUCAAGGACCUCCACGUUCCCAAUGAGGACCGCAUCAAGCAGCUGCUAGGGCAGGAUGCCUGGACUUCGCAGAAGAGCGAGCUGGCAGGUUUCUAUCCCCGGCUCAUGGCCAAGUCAGACACGGGCAAGAUUGGUCUCAUCAACCUGGGCAACACGUGCUACGUCAACAGCAUCCUUCAGGCCUUGUUCAUGGCAUCUGACUUCAGACACUGUGUGCUUCGCUUGACUGAGAACAACUCACAGCCGCUGAUGACCAAGCUGCAGUGGCUCUUUGGCUUCCUAGAGCACAGCCAGCGGCCUGCCAUUUCCCCAGAGAACUUCCUUUCUGCAUCCUGGACGCCCUGGUUCAGCCCUGGCACCCAGCAGGACUGCUCGGAGUAUCUGAAGUACCUGCUGGAUCGGCUGCACGAAGAGGAGAAAACAGGCACAAGGAUCUGCCAGAAACUCAAGCAGUCCAGCUCGCCCUCCCUGCCCGAGGAGCCGCCGGCCCCAAGUUCAACCUCUGUGGAGAAAAUGUUUGGAGGCAAGAUAGUGACUCGAAUCUGCUGUCUCUGCUGCCUCAACGUCUCCUCCCGGGAGGAGGCCUUCACGGACCUCUCUCUCGCCUUUCCUCCUCCUGAGCGCUGUCGCCGCCGCCGCCUGGGCUCUGUGAUGCGCCCUACAGGAGACAUCACAGCCCAGGAGUUGCUCCCAACAGCCAGUGCACAGGGGCCAGGCAGGGUGGGUCCUCGGAGGCAAAGGAAACACUGCAUCACAGGGGACACCCCUCCCACCAGCCUGGACAUUGAAGGCCUGGACUCCAAGGAAGCUGGUGGGCAGAACAGUCAGGAGGAAAAGGUAGAGAGGGAUGAAGAAGGGAAGGAGGAGGGAACGGAGAAGGAAGAAGCGGGGGAGGAGGAGGAGGAAAGCACCAGAGGGGAGGAAGAGAGGGAGGAAGAGGAGGAGGUGGAAGAGAAGGUGGAGAAGGAGACAGAAAAGGAGGCUGAGCAGGAAAAGGAAGAAGACAGCCUGGGAGCGGGGAGCCACCUGGACGCUGCCAUCCCCUCUGGGGAGCAGAUGUGUGGCUCUGAGGGCUCCCGCUCUGUCCUGGACCUGGUCAACUACUUCCUGUCCCCCGAGAAGCUGACAGCAGAAAACCGCUACUACUGCGAGUCAUGUGCCUCCUUGCAGGAUGCCGAGAAGGUGGUGGAGCUGAGCCAAGGGCCGCGCUACCUCAUCCUCACACUGCUGCGCUUCUCCUUUGACCUGCGCACCAUGCGGCGCCGCAAGAUCCUGGAUGACGUCUCCAUCCCCCUGCUGCUCCGCCUACCACUGGCUGGUGGCCGGGGCCAGGCCUAUGACCUCUGCAGCGUUGUGGUACACUCUGGAGUGUCUUCGGAGAGUGGUCACUACUACUGCUAUGCCCGCGAGGGCGCUGCCCGCCCUGCCCCUUCUCUGGGAACUGCCGAUAGGCCAGAGCCCGAGAACCAGUGGUACCUGUUCAAUGACACUCGGGUGUCCUUCUCUUCCUUCGAAUCUGUCAGCAACGUCACCUCCUUCUUCCCCAAGGACACAGCCUAUGUGCUCUUUUACCGGCAGCGGCCCAGGGAAGGGCCCGAGGCUGAGUCGGGCUCUUCUAGAGUCCGGACCGAGCCCACCCUGCACAAGGACUUGAUGGAAGCCAUUUCCAAAGACAACAUUCUUUACCUACAGGAGCAGGAGAAGGAGGCCCGGAGCAGGGCGGCCUACAUCUCUGCACUCCCCACAUCUCCGCACUGGGGGAGGGGCUUUGAUGAAGACAAGGAUGAGGAUGAAGGCUCUCCAGGGGGCUGCAAUCCUGCAGGUGGUAAUGGUGGUGACUUCCACAGACUGGUCUUCUGAUGUGAACCUGCUGCCAACCCAACCCCUUCCCUCCAGGAGCCAGGUGGGGCCUGAAGGAGGCUGUGGAGGCAGGCUCAGUCCUGUAGUAGGCCUGAUGGUACAGCUCAUGGCACCUUAGUCCUCAGCCUGAUGAAGGAUACACAGAGACUCUCAGAUACGGAAGUGAGACCUAAGUCCCUCUCACAGGGGAUCAGUCCCAUUAAGAUUUUACACCCAAGUGUCCUGGUUAACUUGAAGCAGCAGAGAUGGGCACACGCGGGUCUUUGCCUCCCCCUCCCUCCCCAGCAGGCUCCCCAUGCUGGAAGAGCUGAUGUUCAGGAAACAGGGCUGGACCUCAGCUCUAAUGUUUUGACAUCAAGUACUAUUUUCCUUCUGACUGCUCUACAGUAUAAAGCACAGCAGGAUCCAGGCCUUGCACAAAGAAGGGGGCAGUGGUACCUCUGGCUGUCCUCUUGUUUCUCAUAUGGGGGUACCUGCACUGU
Messenger RNA from Mandrillus leucophaeus (drill), 2792 nucleotides. RefSeq names its product ubiquitin specific peptidase 35 (gene USP35). Gene Ontology annotation, molecular function: cysteine-type endopeptidase activity; cysteine-type deubiquitinase activity. The transcript is spliced from 8 exons. Gene Ontology annotation, biological process: protein deubiquitination. The record is from RefSeq and is a predicted model, not a curated record. The coding region runs from base 67 to 2310 and encodes 747 amino acids. NCBI's taxonomy places the organism in Eukaryota, Metazoa, Chordata, Mammalia, Primates, Cercopithecidae. Gene Ontology annotation, cellular component: nucleus; cytosol.